Messenger RNA from Seminavis robusta, 1906 nucleotides. The record is from the annotation of a GenBank genome assembly. Lineage: Eukaryota; Bacillariophyta; Bacillariophyceae; Naviculales; Naviculaceae.
GAUUCUUUUCUCACUGUGAUAGACUUGAUAGAUUGGAUGAAUUGAAUUAUUGGUUUUUGGUGUGACAAUGAUACGAUUUGUGUUGCUUCUGCUAAGUAGUAGUCUGCUGAUCAGAGAGAGUGUGGGCAAGACCAAAGUGCUUCAAGUACAAGUGAGUCAAUUUUCUGAUUCUGAAUGGUUAGAACAAUGUCGCUUGGAUUUGUUGGAAGUGGAUGAAGAUGACGACUUUCGGUUGGACUUGGAGGAAUACGCGGCGUUUCUGCAGCUGCAAACGGGCAAUAUGAUGCCAGGCGACGCUUCCGAUAUGCCCAUUCGACUCGAGUCCGUCUAUUUCUCAGCGGCGUGUUGGUGUGCCGUGGUAGAACCCACCAAUGAUCAGUGCUGUAUUGGAGGAAAUGCCCAUGUCCCACUCAAUACUCAACAAUCGCCACUCAUUGAUCCAUAUCUCAACUUUUUCUGUCAAAAUGUCAAAAAUGGAUUGGAAGAUUCGGGAUACACCAUCAUUUACAGUACUGACACUACCAAUACUAGUACACCUACUAUAGCACCUACCAUGACAAUCACCACCAUACAGACCACAGACACUCCCACUUCUACACCCAGUGUUGAUUACACAGAAAUGGGAACCAUGCCAGACACUCUCUCUCCCACUCAACCACAAUUUCCAAUCAAUCCAGAAAUUGUUCCUGGAGGAUCUGUCACCAUUGAUGAUGAUGAUGAUGCUACUAGUACAACCAGUUCACCCACUACUGCCUUUAUUGGAGGAGCGGCUGUACUCUCCAGUCAUCCUUCCACAGCACCCUCAUCAGGGCCACUGGGGGGAUCUGCCGUGCUUUCUGAUUCUCCAUCUCAAGCUCCUUCUAUCACUCCCCUGGGAGGAUCUGCUUCUGUCUCCAAGACUCCAUCGUCAUCACCUACUGACGCACCCACAGCUGUGCCCACUGUCCUACCAACUCCACCACCAACCAUCUUGCUCACUCCCUCGCCCACCAUUGCACCCACUUUGCCCACUCUUUGUGUCGAUUUUCAAUAUGUGGUCCGGAAUCAGGUUGGACUCGAUGCGGAUGCCAUUUUCAAUGAAGACAACAAUUCGGUUCUCAAUGGACUCAAACAGGCGACCAAAAAUAUUACCAUUGAUAUUCUCAAUGGAGACUAUCCAUCCAAGAAGAGAAUGUUGCGAAGUCUACUCCAACGAAACGAACACGACAAUGCACAACGGACCACGCCCAAUAUUCUCAACUUGCCGUACAUAACCACCAAUACUGCCUCCUCAACGAAGAUGACGACGACGAGUUCCUCAUCCAAUUCAAGAAAUUGGCUGCGAGCAAGUCCGCCACAGCAAUCCGUAUCAUUACAGCAACAUCAUCAUGAUGGUCGUCGCCGACUGGCCUACUACACGGACGACUAUCCCGUCAUUAUCAAUACCGUGUCCGACAAUCCACUUUGUAAUGGAUCCUCGCAAAAUCAAGCCGUCAUGUGUGCCAUUGUAUCCUCCACUGUCUGUGUUGUUUUGGAGGAUGGAGAUGAUCCCGAGGAAGUACGGAAUACGCUCAUUACGGGACUUCGCAUUGCCGUCGAUUCAGGAGACUUUUUAGGACGGAUCCCGGCCGAAGAUUUGAUCAUGGAGUAACAUAACGGAUGACGGAACAAAGGCGCCGAGUGAGGAAUGAGAUCAAUCGCCAUGGCCACUGCUGUGUUUGUAGUGGUACUAAUGGCACUUACUUGUGCAGCCAGCAAGCAACAGUUGCACACAUCAUGACAUUGUAUGCAUGUGAUGGAUGAAUGGACCAAAUCUAUAGUUAUUUAUUCUUUUAAAACCAACAACCAAAAAGGCUAGCUAGAGGUAUACUACUACAUGUAGAUCUAUGCACGUAUGUUUGCGUCAUCCAUCUACAUGUAUGUAUAG